GAGGGGAGGGGAGGGGAGAUGUGGUCGGGUGCCGCGCGGACGCCAGGGGUAGAUGGGUGCAUUGAACCCCCCUCCUCCUCCUCCACACGCACACGAGGAAAAUAAACACUCGGGUGUGAUAUAGGCUGCUGCGCGAGGUGUGCGUGGACGUGCACGCGGCUGUUUCGGCUGUUUGUUUUUGUUGAUUCGUCGCGUGGGGAGUGUAGCGGCUGUCACGGCAGCCCGCGGGCGGAGGAUGGAUGCGUAACGGGACGGAUCGAGCCAGCUGUGGCCUGCUUCUGACGGCAACAUCUGGCCGGUGAGUCGCGGGCGGCUCGCUUUUUUUUCUCGCGCGGGAGGCUUCGGUUCGAGUCCCGCUCUCCAGCCCCGUGAGUCGCUGUGACCUCGUCCUUGGCUGCCGGACGGCGGCUGAGUGAUCGAUGUGCGCGUUUGACUGACUGACAGGCUGCUGCGUGUGACAUGUGAUGGAGGCUCAUAUGAGGCUGUGGAUGUGAUGAAGAGAAUGAACGUGACAUGCUGGGCAAUGCAUUCAGUGCGGGGUGCAUGCAAACCUGCAAAUGCAAUGCAUGAGCUAUUACUGUUACUACUGUUUGUGCCAUUGCAUGCAUCACUGGGGGGUUAAACCCCCACUUGAUAGCCUCAGGAGAUUAAAUAUAUGCAUGUAUAUAGAUAUAUAUAUAAAGCACAAUAAUCUUAUCAUUGAGCCUCCUUAUGAAUCCCUAUAGAAAUCAAUACUACAGGUGCACGUGAGUCUCCUUAUAGGAAUAUUCUAGUGCUAUAGGAAGGUCACAGGGGUGUAAGAGAGCUUUAAAAACAAUCUCACCCAGUUUAAGGUCAAAGUGAAUCCCUGCUGGAUUAUCAUAGUGGGUGAAACACAGUAUGGUCACAACAUGGUAAACACUCAAAGCUCCCAGUGAUUCUCUGUGCAUUGUUUCUCCUCCUUGUCCACAUCCUGACCCGCUUGUAGUCCUUCUGCAGGGUCAGAGAGGGCGCCUCUGCAGCCAGCCGGCCCCUGACUGUCGCGGGGGGGAAGAGGUGGAGGCGAUGGAGGAGGGGGACGCGGAGGGGGAAGGGCCCAUGGCGGUCAGAGAGGGGCCGGGCGACCACGGCCUCCUGCCGGACACCAGCAGCACGACCACCACCAACCUCCUGGCGUCUGUCAAAGAGCAGGAGCUGCAGUUUGAGCGGCUGACUCGGGAGCUGGAGGAGGAGCGGCAGAUCGUGGCCAGCCAGCUGGAGAGGUGCAUGCUGGGAGCUGAGUCGCCAGCGGGAGACAGCAGCAGCUCAUCGGAGAAGUCGUUUGCAUGGAGGUCUGCAGGUGGAGAGUCGCAGGGCGGAGCCAUGGAGGCGUCUGGACGCCACCUGGAGGCGGAGGAGGGACUCUAUCUGCCCGAGCAGGACCGCAACUCCCUGCAUGACAACUCGGGAGGUCACUCGGCCCAGAUGACCACGUACUCGGACAGCGGGUACCAGGACAGCAGCGUCAGUUACUACAGCAACCAGAACGUUGUGCGUUCGGAGCCCCGGGCCUCGAUAUCGAGAAGCCCAAGGGCGGAGGGCCAAGCCUCCGGGCAGGCGUCCAGCCGGGUGCUGCGGAGGAUGGCCUCCCUCCCCUCCAGGAGCCAGUCUCCUGGCGGUGGCACCGCCGGCACUGUGUCGCCCUCCCGCAUCUCCCUGCGCACAUCCCAAGGCAGCACCUACGACUCGCCCAUCCUCUCCGAGCCCAAACCUCUGGCCGCCGUGUUCGCCGGCACCCCCAUGCCGCCCUCCUGCCCUUCGCCGACCUCACCGACCGGCGGCACACAGGCCCUGGGUGUUGGGGGAGUAGGCGCCUUAGGAGGAAGAGGCAAUGGCGGCCGCCUGGGCUCCACCCUCUCUCUGGUGGAGGGGAGGGUUUUGACGGGUUCCCCGCUGCGUUCAGGGAUGAUGGCGGUGCCGCAGCACUACGGCUCCACACUGCCCAGACAGAGCCAGCCGCUGGCCUACGGAGCUGACCCAUACGGCCUGUACCAGAGGAGCGCACUGCCCCGCCCCGACAGCCUCAUAGGGCUCCACAGCUCAUACGCCGGCCACGUGGGGCAGAUCGAUCCAGAGCUGAGGGCGGCGCUGUCUCCAGACUGCCACAUGACGCCCGUCUUCGAUGAGCGAUCCUUCCACAGCCCUCUGUACCAUAGCCCCACCCACGACCCCCAGGGCUCCCUCUACAGGACAGGCACAGGCAUGGGGACACUCCCUCGGACCACAAGCCAUUGCGGCACGCUGCCAUACCAAAGAAGCAGCUACGGGCUGAGCACUGCAGCUCUGUACGUCGACUCCUACCGGGCGUCUGGCGAGCCCGGCUACUCGCAGCGGCACUCGGGUCUGAUGGACCGGGUUGCUACACGCACCCCGUCCAUCGAGAGCAUACAUAAGGACCCUAGGGAGUUUGCCUGGCGUGACCCCGAGCUGCCAGAGGUCAUCCACAUGCUGCAGCAUCACUUCCCCUCCGUCCAGGCCAACGCCGCCGCCUACCUGCAGCAUCUGUGUUACGGGGACAACAGGGUCAAGGUGGAGGUGUCUCACCUGGGCGGCAUCCAGCACCUGGUUGACCUGCUCGACAACAAGGCGGCGGAGGUUCAGAAGAGCGCCUGCGGGGCCCUGAGGAACCUGGUUUACAGCAAGGCCACCGACAACAACAAGGUGGCGCUGAGGAACUGCGGCGGCGUGCCCGCGCUGCUGCGACUCCUCCGGAAAACCACCGACAACGAAGUUCGCGAGCUGGUCACUGGUGUCCUGUGGAACCUCUCCUCGUGCGACGCGGUGAAGAUGACCAUCAUCCGCGACGCCCUGAGCACGCUGACCAACACGGUCGUCAUCCCCCACUCGGGCUGGAGCAGCGUCUCGCACCGCGAAGACCACAAGGUCAAGUUCCAGUCGUCCCUGCUGCUGCGAAACACCACCGGCUGCCUGAGGAACCUGAGCUCAGCAGGGGAGGAGGCGAGGAGUCAGCUGCGUUGCUGCGAAGGUCUGGUCGACUCCCUGCUCCACGUCCUCAAAGCCUGCGUCAACACCUCCGACUACGACAGCAAGAUUGUGGAGAACAGCAUCUGCACCCUGAGGAACCUCUCGUACCGGCUGGAGGUGGAGAUGCCCUCCUCUCGUCUCCUCAGCAACCAGGAGCUCGACACCCUCCUGGGCUUCGCCUUUCCGGGCAAAGAGCUGGACUACCUCUGCUGGGGCAAGAGGAGGCGCGGCAGGAAGCGCAGCGGCUGGCCCGACGACAAGUGGGACGACGGGGGGCCGAUCCCAGGCUUCUCCCAGCCUCUGAGAGGAGCCGAGCUGCUGUGGCACCCGAUGGUGGUGAAGCCGUACCUCAACCUGCUGGCCGAAAGCUCCAACCCCGCCACGCUGGAGGGGGCCGCCGGGUCACUGCAAAACCUCUCCGCCGGAAACUGGAAGUUUUCGGCGUACAUCCGAGCGGCGGUGCGUAAGGAGAAAGGUCUGCCCAUCCUGGUGGAGCUGCUGAGGAUGGACAACGACCGGGUCGUCUGCUCCGUGGCCACAGCCCUCCGCAACAUGGCGCUGGACAGCCGCAACAAGGAGCUCAUAGGAAAGUAUGCCAUGCGCGAUCUGGUGAACCGGCUGCCCGGCAGCAGCCCAUCGGUGCUGUCGGACGACACGGUGGCGUCGGUGUGCUGCACGCUGCACGAGGUCACCAGCCGCAACAUGGAGAACGCCAAAGCUUUAGCGGACAGCGGCGGCAUUGAGAGGCUGGUGGACAUCAGCAAAGGGCGAGGGAAAGGGUACUCGAUGAAGGUUGUGAAGGCAGCGGCUCAGGUGUUGAACACACUGUGGCAGUACAGGGAGCUGCGGAACCUCUACAAGCAGGACGGAUGGAACUACACCCACUUCGUCACUCCCGUCUCCACCCUGGAGCGAGACCGCUACCGCUCCCAGCCGACCCUGCCCACCAGCCCUCUGCAGAUGUCUCCUGUUAUCCAAUCAGGUGGUAGUGCAACAUCUUCUCCAGCGAUGCUCGGGAUACGAGGACACAGUUCAAACUAUCAGAGGGCGCAGUCAUCUAUGCAACUCGACACCUAUUACGGAGACAACAGUUUACACAAACAGCAGUACACAGGGUCUGAGAAGAAAACGCCGUAUUUCAUCGGGACAUAUUCUUCCCAGUCAGGGGAGGAUUUGAGAAGAUCCCAGCACCCAGAGCCAUUCUACGAUGAGCCCGACAGGAAGAACUACAACAGCUACAGAAUGUACCUGUCGUCCCCACAAGACUUUGGAGAGGAGCAGUACGACGACGAGCCGGUCCACCUGACCCCGUCCUCCCCCGACGGCUACGCCAGCCAGUCCCUCCGGUUCAAAGCCAACACCAACUACGUGGACUUCUACUCCACCACGCGGAGGCCUUCAAACAAGGCCAACAAGUUCACGGGCUCCCCUGACUCCUGGGUGUAGAUCCAAAAGCGCGUACAUCGAGCUUUGUCGUUACGGUCGUCUGUUUCUGUGGGUGUUUGUGUGCGUGGGGGUGUGCACACGGGUGCUGUAUGGUUGUGUGAAAGGUGGAGGAUGCAUGUGAACGUGUGUGCGUCUGUGUUGCAACUGUACUGAAUGACCAGGGCGGUGUUUGCCAUGUGCAGCUUUUGAUUAAGUUGCGACAUGUGCGCAAUCAUGCAGAUAAAUUCAAACUGUCCAUUUAUUUUUGAUAGAUUAGAUCAGGGGUCAGCAACCUCAGGCGAUGGCACGCGGCGCCAUAAUCACUGGCACACAGGCGAUUUCUUAUUAAAGAAAUGUUCAAAGGUUUUGCCGUCACGCAGCCUGUAUUAUUUAGCUUGAUCGAUGUUAACACCUCCCAGCCACUAGGUGCCAGUAAUGCGCCAUAGGCUGGGUGCCAAUCGCCAUUAAAUAAUAAUAAGAAGAAGCAUCACGUUUCAAAGAUCAGGCAGACGAGGGAGAAUCGAUCAAACGUGGUGUCCAGGUAGGAGAAGCCAACUCUCUCAAAGUCUUUGCCACUGCCAACGACUUAUUAUUGCAAUCAUAAUGAGAUAAACAUGUUUGUUUGAAGUGUUGUUCUAUAUAUAGCCAAUAUGGAUGGAAUAAAAUGACAUGU
This is a messenger RNA of Hippoglossus stenolepis (Pacific halibut), 5101 nucleotides long. RefSeq names its product plakophilin-4. Bases 1045 to 4449 code for a protein of 1134 amino acids. Gene Ontology annotation, cellular component: nucleus; plasma membrane; cytoplasm. Gene Ontology annotation, biological process: cell-cell junction assembly; cell-cell adhesion. The transcript is spliced from 21 exons. Lineage: Eukaryota; Metazoa; Chordata; Actinopteri; Pleuronectiformes; Pleuronectidae. The record is from RefSeq and is a predicted model, not a curated record. Gene Ontology annotation, molecular function: cadherin binding.